Chenopodium quinoa (quinoa) is the source of this 2122-nucleotide messenger RNA. RefSeq names its product ubiquitin carboxyl-terminal hydrolase 27-like. Gene Ontology annotation, molecular function: cysteine-type deubiquitinase activity; cysteine-type endopeptidase activity. Gene Ontology annotation, biological process: protein deubiquitination. The record is from RefSeq and is a predicted model, not a curated record. NCBI's taxonomy places the organism in Eukaryota, Viridiplantae, Streptophyta, Magnoliopsida, Caryophyllales, Amaranthaceae. Gene Ontology annotation, cellular component: cytosol; nucleus.
CUGGUUCAGCGGUUCGUAAGAUAAACCCUGGUUUAUUGACAAAUUAAGGUUUUUCAUCAUUUCCUGGGGAAGUUAUUGCUCGUCACACUCAUGGAUUUCAUUCUCAUACGCUGAUCGUUAGAUUAUUAAUUAAAUGAAGUUAAUGGUUCGUUGGAAUCGAAUGAAGAUAAAAAGAGAAAUUAAUGUAAAUUCAUUGUUGAAGAAAUUCAGAAGUGGGUUUCAAAUGUUGUCAAAUAUUGACUGGGUUUCAGCUUAUGGGUCUCAAUUAUCAGCAGCCACUGUUUUGGGUGUUGUUGGUUUGUUCUUGGCUGUUAGAGAUGGUAGAAUUGGGUAUUUCAACAGUUUUCCCUUGUUGUCAGCAAAAACUAACACUCCUAAGAAGUUGUAUUUCGUACCCGGGUUGCGAAAUUUGGGCAACAAUUGUUUCCUCAAUGUGGUUUUACAGGCACUUGCUAGUUGUGCACAUUUUAGGUGUUUCUUAGAAGAUGUUCAGAACUUGCAGGCGGUGUCUAUUGUGGAGCAGGCUAAUGAUUUGCCCCUUUUGGAAUCUUUGGCUUCUUUAUUAGAAGAGUUGAGCACAUUUCAGGAGAAAAGUAGACCAUUGAACCCACACAAUGUGAUGUCUGCCAUGCAGCAAUAUAUCCCACAAUUCCAACUGUCAAAUCAACAGGAUGCAGCAGAAGCAUUUCUUCAUCUUCUAUCCUGUCUAAGAGACGAACUAUCAGAGUCUUAUAUGCCAAACCAUGGCUCCCUAGCUGAUGUGGAUGUCCCUACUAGUCGAAUUCUUGUUUCUGAGAGGAUAAAGGACAUAAAGGAGCCAGAAAGGUGGCGGCAGCAAUAUCUUGGCCCAUUUAAUGGGAUACUUGGCAGUUUUCUGACCUGCCAAAGCUGUUCUUCCGAGAUUAUGAUGGAUUUUGAUUUCUUUCACACCUUGUCACCCCCAGUUUCCAACUCUGGUGCUUCCAUACUGGAUAGAUUUACACUAGAGGAUUGCAUGAAGAGGUUCCUGGCUCCUGAACAUGUUGAGAACUAUUUCUGCAGCCGCUGUUGGCAUAUUGCUGCAGCAAAAUUUUUAUCCUCUGUUGGAGGAUGGCAGGAAGAGAUCAGAAAAUUGAAUUUCUGUAGUGACUCCAGCGAGAAAGACUCUUGCAACUGCAGGAAUAUGUCAUCACUUCAGAGACUUCCUUGGUCAAAUCACUUUUCGCAUGCUUUUAAACAACUCAGAAUUACUCAUUGUCCAGAGAUUCUUUGCCUUCAUCUCCAACGCAGUUCAUUGAAUGCAUUUGGGGAGCCUGUUAAAAUUCAGGGCCAUAUCUAUUUCCCAAUGAUCCUGAAUCUAUCACCUUUUGUUAAGUAUGAGAUUGGCGUUCAAAAACGAGAAAUAAAUAAGCCAAAAAGUCUUGCGGAGCAGUCAAAUCUGGCACCUAUCUCUCAUCCUAAAAGUGCUGACAGUCAUCCAGAACUAAUGAUAGCCAAGGAUAAUGCAUCACAGUUUCGUUCGGAACCAUGUUCUUCGCCGAUUGAAACCUGCUCCAGUACCAUAUCUAUGCUUACUUUUAAGGCUACUUUUGAUCCACCACCUCCCAAAAAUAUUCUGUAUCGCCUUGUUUCUGUUGUGGAACACUUCGGAAGAGCUGGGAGUGGCCAUUACACAGUAUAUAGAGGAAUGGCGACUCAAAUGGCAAAAGGUGAUGGCGUUAGUGAAACUGAUGCUCCUUUGCAAUGGUUUCGCAUUUCAGAUUCAGAGGUACACAAUGCUUCGGAAGAGGAAGUUCUUGGUGCAGAAGCUACCCUACUUUUCUACGAGAGGAUCUGAGCCAACAGCUCAUAUAAGUUUGCACGGUUGCACCAGACUGGAACCAAAAUUUAGGCAUCACUUUGGACUGGACACCAGAAGUUUUAGGUUAUACUAAUCCCCUGCAUUUGCAACAGGUUGAUAGUUGUAUUUUUUUAAUGAAGUGGAUAGAACAAGAAGUCAAGAAGCUUCUAUUGAGAUUUGGUGUUUCCUUAUGCAUGCAAAUAAAAUACUCGACUGUAAUGUCAGUGUGAUAAAAGUAUCAAACUCCAAAGUUAGGAAAUUUUGUCAAACAUUACAUUAUAUUAAGCAAAGUUUGUGAUAUAA